This is a messenger RNA of Carcharodon carcharias (great white shark), 2966 nucleotides long. RefSeq names its product syntaxin-12-like. The transcript is spliced from 10 exons. Gene Ontology annotation, molecular function: SNARE binding; SNAP receptor activity. Lineage: Eukaryota; Metazoa; Chordata; Chondrichthyes; Lamniformes; Lamnidae. The record is from RefSeq and is a predicted model, not a curated record. Gene Ontology annotation, cellular component: endomembrane system; postsynaptic recycling endosome; synaptic vesicle. Bases 205 to 1026 code for a protein of 273 amino acids. Gene Ontology annotation, biological process: vesicle fusion; intracellular protein transport; vesicle-mediated transport.
CACGGGUAGGGCGUGGCCACGUUCGUGACGCACAUAUCACGUGACGGUAACAGGGUGGUGGGGGUGGUCUUGGACGGUGUCGGCGACGGUGACGGCUUCCCAGAGGGAAAACAACAAUCCCGCCGCUGGUUUGCCAGGAAGUGCUGACAUUUCUGACUCUUCAUUGUUGCUCGUUUUGUGUCAGCGCUGGCCUCUUAUGCAGCCAUGUCUUAUGGACGGGUUGAAGAUGGUCGUUUCAGUUACCACUCUCAAUCCCAGGACUUCAACAGCCUCAUUCAAACAUGCAGCGCCAACAUCCAGACGAUCUCACGGAAUACUGCACAGAUAAAUACAAUAGUGCAACAACUAGGAACACAACAAGAUACAAGUGAACUUCAGGACAGACUGCAACAGCUGCAGCACUACACAAAUCAGCUCGCCAAGGAAACCAAUAAACACCUGAAAGAACUUGGAUCCCUGCCUUUAACAUACAAUGAACAGCGACAGCAGCGAAUGCAGAAGGAACGUCUCAUGAAUGAAUUUUCUGCAGCCCUGAACAACUUCCAAGUAGCGCAGAGGAAAGCUGCAGAAAAAGAGAGAGAGUCUGUAGCGAGAGCAAGAGCAGCAUCACGCCUCUCAAGUGGCUUCAGUGAUGACGAGCACAAGGAGGAACCACUUGUAUCAUUUGAAAGUAAUGAAGACUGGAGUCAGACACAAGCUCACUCACAGGAGGUAGCAAUAACUGAAGAAGACCUGGAACUUAUAAAGGAACGAGAGACAGCAAUCCAGCAACUGGAGGCUAACAUCUUGGAUGUCAACCAGAUUUUUAAAGACUUAGCAAUGAUGAUCCAUGAUCAAGGAGAUAUGAUUGAUAGCAUAGAAGCAAAUGUGGAGAGUGCAGAAGUACAUGUUGAACAAGGAAGUCACCAGUUGCAGAGGGCAGCUUAUUAUCAGAAAAAAUCCCGCAAGAAAUUGUGCAUCCUGAUUAUAGUUCUUGCAGUGGUUGGUGUCGUUUUGGGCCUUAUCAUUUGGUGGGCAUCCAAAUAGAGCUUCCAUGGAAAACACUGCAUCUCGCGACAUGGGGAAAAUUAAAACUGUACACCAGUGGAAGUCAAUGGACGAUUUUCUCUGCAAGUUCACUGAGGGUGUAACUUAUCAAUUUGUCGUGAAUUUCAUGAAAUGAGAACCAACACCUAGAAAGAGGUCACGUUAUUUAUUUUAUGUGCACAAUAAUGUAAUAUUUACCCUUUGUUUCCAUUUGUUUGUGCACUGUGAAUUUAAAAAAAUUGCUACUUGUUUAAAGCAACAAAGUCUGUAAAGCUUUAUCAUCUGAUGUGUUUUGUAAUGAUGUGCAAGUGGCUUGGAUUUUCAAUGUCACUCGGUUAGAUUUUACACUUGGGGGAGUCCAACAUGGCAAUGAUCCUUUUUAUCAAUUUUUGCAAGUCAAAAACCAAUUACCAUUGCUCUCCUCCUCUCCAUCUGGACAAAUACCACUAUGCUGUAAAUUCCUUCUUAACCUAUUUGUCCUAAAUUUGCCUCAUGCUUUACAGUGUAAAAUAUGGAUUAUUGGCAAUGGAAUAUCAAUCUUUUUGACAUCUGUCUCAAUACCGCUAGAUCAUGAUGGGCUUUUCAGUGAUGCAAUUUUUAUUGGCAAACAUUAGAUCACUGAUUCCUGCCCAGUGAUUUGAAAGCAGAAACAAAAACCGUUACUGUCAAACAGAUUUGAGUUGAUCACCAUUUUUUUGUUCCUAGUUUGUCUAAUAUAAUCAGACAUGUACAUUGCAAACCUUCAUGUGGAUUUCAGUCUUCCAGUUUUUCAAAAUGCUUUGUUUCGAUCAUUUUCAUAUUUUAGUUUUCCAAUGGUAGCUUUCCAAGAUUAAACCAAAGGGCUUGUGAUGAUGAUUGAAAAAAUGUGAAACUAGUUCUUGUCCUUAGAACCACUUUAGGUGCCUUUUACAAGGCUGUGUCUAUUGUGUGUGGCUUGAGUAGAGUUCUGCAUAAACCAUUAAUAUUUUAACGAUUCUUCCAGUGUUAUGGCUUAAUUCCCCAAGUCUGGUAUAGCAGAAAUAGGGAAUGAGGAAUUGAUUCUAAUGCCCUUAAACUUCCUUUCACCUCAAUUCUAUAAAGCACAAGUAUCUGUCUGCCUGAUAACAGUAUACCAGAUUUAUUUUAAAGAAAGCACUUCAAUUGUCCUUCUACUCGGAACAGAGGGAGCACAAACUGAGCGUCGUCGUCAUCAGAGCUUUGUGAUUAGGAUGGAGUGAGCUUGAUUAUUUAAUGUAGCUGUCAUUACAUUACUUGAGGUAUAACAGACCUGUGAAAAUUGCUCUAAUAGUGUAAAUUUUGAUGAUUUGUGAAUUUGACUCCCUCAGGACCUCUGCUGAUUCUGUUCUCAAUCAGAGCAAUAUAUAUAUGUUUUGACCUUAGGCGGGACCAUGCAAGAUAUUUCACUAGAACUUAUCACAAGGUAAUAGAACCACUCAUUGGGAAUGGAGUAGAAAUUGUAAGAUAAUCAUCAUCUAGGUGAAAAGGAACUGACAUCUCCAGAAUAAAAAAAUUUGAAGAAGGAAAUAAAAGUUGAUAUAAAAUUAGGUGUUGUUUUAGAAAAUGUUUUUUUUUUCCCUUGUCUAAUAAAUCAUGCACAUUUCUCAAUGUAAAAAUAGCACCUACUAGCAGUACCAAACUAAUCUGUUCUGCAUUUUUUAAAAUGCUUUUCUCGGAGAGUUUUCAAAGAUUGAACAUAAAUCCUUGAAUAUCUAUGCAUCUUAUUACUCUUGCAGAAUGCAAUACAAAUAACCAAAAUGAUCAGCUUUGAUUUUUUUGUGUUUUGAGGCCAUGCUCAGUAGGAGCUUGAACCCUAAAUGUCUACUUAGCCAUUCCAUUCUCUGUACUUUACAUUAUAUCACAUAUAUAAUAGUUUAUGAAAAAGCCAACAUUUGGCUGUUUGUUUUGGUAUUCUGUUAUGAAUAAAUGUCCCCUCACCCUGA